This is a messenger RNA of Doryrhamphus excisus (bluestripe pipefish), 4514 nucleotides long. It is a transcript of the gene rasal1a, whose product is annotated as RAS protein activator like 1a (GAP1 like). Gene Ontology annotation, molecular function: GTPase activator activity. Gene Ontology annotation, biological process: regulation of GTPase activity; intracellular signal transduction; cellular response to calcium ion. The record is from RefSeq and is a predicted model, not a curated record. Lineage: Eukaryota; Metazoa; Chordata; Actinopteri; Syngnathiformes; Syngnathidae.
AUAAUCUAUUCGGUAUGCAGAAAAUUAUUUUCGAAACUGUUCUAUAUGGUUGUCCGUUGUUACACUUGCCAGACAUGUUAGCUCUUAUAGGCUCAAAGGAAGACCCCAUCCUGUCGCUAAGCUGCCCUUGUAGAUGCCUGUCUGUAAAGCCAAACUAAACAUGUAGUUGCUCCGUGAAUUCGCCAGGUGGCACAAGAAUACACUUUAUGUUAAUUCGCUUUCACCGUGGUGAAAAACAUAUAAUGUUAUCAUAAUGGCAUUAGAAGGACGAGUUUAAAUAUAUUUGUUUUUAUUUAUUUGACAUUGUUAAAAGAAAUCAGGAGAGCUGUUAAAAACGGCCAAUUUUAAGACCCUACAGAGCCGACGCCCGCGCUCCGACCCCACAGGCUACCUCACCCGUGUCUCGGGCUGCCGCUGCUGGCGGGGCGUGCGUGACAUGCUCUCAAGGUGCAGUGAGAUGAAGACGAGGCAGGAGAAAACAUUUUGACAAGGGCAUUGCGUAUCGGAGCAUUGGAUUCAUACUUUGUCACCGGCAAAAUGGCCAAAAAUACAUCCUUGUAUUUUCGCAUUGUCGAGGGCAGGAACCUACCAGCCAAAGACGUGUCUGGAACCAGUGAUCCAUACUGCGUAGUAAAAGUUGAUAAUGAAAUCGUGGUCAGGACUGCUACAGUGUGGAAAAAUCUUAAUCCUUUCUGGGGUGAAGAGUACACGCUACAUCUCCCAAUGGGUUUCCACUCUCUUUCCUUCCAUGUCAUGGAUGAGGAUACAAUUGGCCAUGAUGAUGUUAUUGGAAAGAUUUCGCUCACCAAAGAAGCCAUCCGCUCUCAAGCUAAAGGGCUAGACAGUUGGAUAAACCUGACAAGGGUGGAUCCUGAUGAAGAAGUCCAGGGGGAGAUCCACCUGAGUCUUCAGCUGCUGAAGCACACAGAGAAAGUUAUCCUCCGAUGUGGUGUCAUUGAAGCCAGAGACCUUGCGCCGAGAGACAUUUCUGGAACCUCAGAUCCAUUUGCAAGAGUUAUUUACAACAACCAUAGUGCAGAGACCUCGAUUAUUAAGAAAACUCGUUUCCCUCACUGGGGAGAGACCCUGGAGCUGCACUUGGAUCCCCAGGAGCUCAGUGAGGAGGGGACACUUGUUGUGGAGGUGUGGGACUGGGACAUGGUGGGAAAAAAUGAUUUCCUGGGAAAGGUGGAAAUCCCUUUCGCUUGUUUGCAUAAAACCCCUGUGUUGGAAAGCUGGCUUCGUUUGCUACCCUUGGGAAACAAUGAGGUGGAUGCAGGUGGCAAGUUGGGAGCUCUGCGCUUGAAGGUGCGUUUGGUUGAGGAUCAGAUUUUGCCUUCUAUGUACUAUCAGCCCCUCAUUGACCUUUUGGUUGAGUCAGUCAUCUCCCCUGCUGAGGUGGAGGACACCAGUGCGCUGACCAUGCUGGAGGAGGUAACCACAGUUGAGAGCCGACAAGAUGUGGCCAUGACCUUGGUGAAGAUUUACUUGGGUCAAGGCCUGGUGGUUCCCUUCUUAGAUUAUCUAAACACCCGGGAGGUCAACCACACAACGGAUCCAAACACUCUUUUCCGCUCUAACUCCCUUGCUUCCAAAGCCAUGGAGCAGUUCAUGAAGGCUGUUGGCAUGCUGUAUUUACAUGAAGUUCUGAAGCCCAUCAUCAACCGCAUUUUUGAUGAGAAGAAGUACAUUGAACUGGACCCGUGUAAGAUUGACCUGAACCACACAAGACGAAUUUCAUUUAAAGGUGCAGUGUCAGAGGCAGAGGUGCGGGAUAGCAGUGUGGAGAUGCUGCAAAGCUACUUAAGCAGGAUCAUUGAAUCAAUCGUGGGCUCGGUUGAGCAAUGCCCUCCUGUCAUGAGAGUGGCCUUCAAACAUCUGCACAAGCGUGUUGAGGAACAAUUUGCUGAACCUGAAAAUGAGGAUGUGAAAUAUCUCGCCAUCAGUGGAUUUUUUUUCCUACGUUUUUUUGCCCCUGCAAUCCUCACACCAAAACUGUUCCAGCUGAGGGACCAGCACGCUGAUACACGUACAAGCAGGACACUGUUACUGCUGGCCAAGGCAUUACAAAGUGUGGGAAACCUGGGCCUUCAGUUAGGUCAUGGAAAGGAACAGUGGAUGACGCCUCUCCAUCCUAUCAUCCUUCGCAGUGUGGCCUCUGUCAAGGACUUCCUCGACAAGUUGAUUGACAUCAAUCAUGACAUUGUGUCUGACAUGCCACAGAGGGCUGUGUUCCUCCCCUCAGUCAUUGUCAAAGAAGGUUACCUCCACAAACACAAGACUGAAGGAGCUCAACUUCUAUCUCGCUUUGCCUUCAAGAAACGGUACUUCUGGUUGACGAGUGAGACCCUUUCUUACGCCAAGGCACCUGAUUGGCAGGUGCGCUCCUCAUUGCCCAUUCAUUGUGUCUGCGUGGUGGAGAGGGUGGACGAAAACGCCUUCCAGCAGCAGAAUGUAAUGCAGGUUGUCACCCAGGACGACGAUGGGCAGCUGCACACCAUGUACAUCCAGUGCAAGAAUGUUAACGAGUUGAACCAAUGGCUGUCGGCCAUCAGGAAAGUCAGCAUCUACAAUGAACGCAUGCUGCCCUCCUUCCAUCCAGGGACAUAUCGCGGUGGCAAGUGGACUUGCUGUCUGCAGACAGACCGUGCCGUUCCAGGCUGCAGUAGGACCCACUCAGCUGUGACUCUGGGGGACUGGAGUGACCCCCUUGAUCCUGACGUAGAGACUCAGACCAUUUACAAGCAGCUUCUCCAGGGGAGGGACAAACUCAGGAAAAAACAUCUUCCAGAGGCCGAUGCAGAUCAAAUGGCCGACAGUAAAGAAAAGAUCCACUCCAACAUCAACCCAGAUGGUGCAGAAUGUAACCUAGUGAAGCCGGGUGAGGGCCUUGCUUCCCGCCUCUUAUCGGUGAUUGAGGAUCUAGAAGAGGCUCACGCAAGCUUCCAGCCUAGAGAAGAGGACUCCACCAAUGUGAUUGCGAAUGCCUAGUCCAGACCGGAGCAGGGAUUCCCAUAAAUCCUUCCCAGGCGAGUGUCACUCUGGGGAUGGUGAUGAAGGAAAAAAUGGAUGCAGGGUGCGUCCUUUGUAGUGUUUUUCACUAUAUAGGCCAUGCUUUGUAUUCUGUGAGUGCCACUGACUUGAACAAUGCAGCAGAAAAUUCCUGAAAGGGAUUUCAUGUUUUGUUACGUGUCGCAUGGCCUGCAACCUCUUGUGGUCAAAUGUGAAAAGAAGCUUUUAUAUUUUGACAUUUUGUACAGGACACAUAUCACACAUUUUAUGCAAACACUUGUAAUGUUAGCUUCACUUUUUUGUUUGAAAUGCUUUUUGUCAUUGAUUCCACUUCACUAGAAGUGAUCUCAUCAUAGGAAACAUAUGAAUGUGCCACCUCAUGCACAGUGAUGAUGUAUUGUAAACCUUUAUGACGACACUAAACUUCUGUUUGGUGCUGUUAGCUGCCAAAUGUUAGAAAUUGACAUCCUUGAGCCCAAGGAUGCAUUGUUGUAGUUCAUGGGUAAUAUUUACCUUUUUAAAUAUUAUAUUCAUGUGCUGUAGAAUGACAAUCAGUAGUUGAGCUUUCAUACUGUCUGCAUUCACUACACCAAUACAAAUACAAAAUGUGAUCUGUGCUUUUAUUUUGAUAUCGUGUGUUAUUUCAAUUGAACUGUUAGCUGUGAAUUCAACACAAGUGUAGUAUUUUUGGAAUUCAUCUAACACACCAAAUGUUUAAUUUCUGACCGUAAAGAAGAUAUGUUCAUCCUACAAGUUGUAGAUCUUCAUCAAAUGAUUGUUUCAGUCAGAACGUGAACUAUUUGGCCUCAACUUUUUUCAGCUUUUAACAAAGUUUCGUCUCUUUAUAAGGUGAAGACAUGUCCUGAAAGGCGCCAUUAACUUCCAAAUAUCAAUUUGUAAAUUGAUCACGCCACGUUUCUCAAACAACUAUUACACAAAGUACUUUUAUGUUGGUAUUUAAAUGCUAAUGGAAGCUGAGUGACCUGCAGUGAAGCAGCAGACUAAUCCCUUCAGGUCUGCCUCUCACAUGUGACCAAACUGAGACAGCAAGGGUGUCCAAAGUCCAUUUUAGGCCAGCAGCUCAUUUAUUAUUAGCCCCUCGGCAUAUUCUAAAAAUAUAAUUAAUUCAUAAUUAAGGAGAUACUGUAGAUCCCUGCUUUUCCCCGCAAGUACUGCAAUUGGUAUACUCAUGGAAACGUCUAUUUUUGACAAAGUAUCCUGCUAGAUUGACAUUGACCUUAUCCUCUGAUUUCAGAUCAACAUUUGCAAUAAAAGGGACAAUUCUUCAUUUGAUUCAGCUUUAAUCCAGUGACAGGUUUAAGCCUUUAAAUAUGCCCCACAUAGUAAAGUAUGAAAUGUACAGGAACUCUUCACUUGUGAAUGAUAAUGUACGAUGAUCAAUGAACAGAUGGAAUGGGAGUCAAGGUGUAGCCUUGAGCCUCAGGUCAGUAGGCUAGUGCUAGAGCAGGGGUGUUUGCAAAGUCAUCAUAAUAAACAUUAAA